Messenger RNA from Cheilinus undulatus (humphead wrasse), 3593 nucleotides. RefSeq names its product rapunzel 4 (gene rpz4). Bases 218 to 1390 code for a protein of 390 amino acids. The transcript has 3 exons. NCBI's taxonomy places the organism in Eukaryota, Metazoa, Chordata, Actinopteri, Labriformes, Labridae. The record is from RefSeq and is a predicted model, not a curated record.
UUAUCCACCACCCAGGUUUUUUGUCAGCCUGGGUGUGCCUACUCUCUGUAACAUGAGAGCCACAUGACCAAUAGGAAGACAAACAGUCGUGAAGUUUGUGUAUUUCUUCCGUAAACUUUGUAAGUUUCUGCUGUGUUGUAAGAGAAGCAAAGGAGAAGGCCAGAGUCCAACAACACUGAAACAGAACUGAACAGUCUGAGACACAUCAGCAGCAAAGAUGGCACAACUGCAGCGGCUCGUAUCAGAGAAGAAGGAUAUGGUGGAAAAUGUGAUGGAAGUGUUCGAGCAGGGAGCUGAAGUGGUGGCCAGUAUCGCAGGCGACCUUUUCCCAGUUUUUUCCAUCGCUGCUCCGAUUGUUAAACUGGCUCUGGACAACGUAGAAAGCAAAGAGGCUGUGUACAUGAAGGAGCAGUUUCAGAGGGUGCGAGACCGCCUGGAGGUGGUCUCUGAGGAGCUUCAGCGGAUCAACGAGGAGAUCAAGAAGAGCGGACUGGAUGCUGUGUAUUUCCCAGUGGAGGAGAACAUCACCAACCAGUUCAGGAAGUACAUGGACAUCCUCAAUGCCAAGCCAAAGUUCAGGGAGGUCAAGAAGAAGACGUUCCUGGACCACUUUGGCAGAACCGGCGGUGACAAAAACCUCCACACACUCUACAAUUCUGUGACAGGGGAAACCUUCUCUGGGGAGUCGGUGCUUGAGAUCACUCUGAACUACGAGGAGAAAAGCCGCCGGCCUGUGGAGGACUUCUGCGCCCGUCUGAAGAACCUCUUCUGCAUCGGGCUCAUCGCCCUGCUCGGCCACGCUGCCCUGAAAGGAUACGACGAGGAGGAUGCACUUCUGAAAGAAUGGGGCGAGAAAAUGAAGGUGGUGCAGGAGAAAAUGAAUGCAGUCAUUUUAGACUGCAUCGAAAGCUUCCCCAAACAGGCGGAGCUGGAUUCCCGUCGGCUGGUGAGAGAUCAUCCUGAGCUGACCAACCAGCAGCUAGCUGAUGUCAUCAUAGAGAAGCUGAAGAAGAAGUACGACUGGGUGAGAUGGUCCGUGCGUGUAUUCAGGCCCCCUUCAGGCAUUUUAAACAAAAAGAAGAAUUUCCACUGCCCAGCGGGGAAGAACCGCUUUCAGGUCCCUUCAUCAGAUGAGAAAUUGAACAUCUGGGUGUCCUAUAGCUCCUCGCCAGAGCCCGUGGAUAAGAACCAAAUCCAGCAGCUGAUCCAGAGCCAGAAGAAACUCUCAGUGGUGAGUCUGGCUGAGUUCCUGUUUGAGAAUUUGCCAGGCGACUGCGUGGUCCACACGAUCAAAUUCACCAAAGAUCUAGGCUGCUCCUGGAGCUUCAUUGACGAGCUCCACUACUGGGAGGAGCACAAGCCUCUCUAUGUCUGCGUUCACACGGCUUGAAGUCUGAGACACUGAAAAACUCUGAAAUCUCUGUUAUCAACAUCAUGUACUCACAAGUAAUCACAGAGUCAAUCACUGCCUCUCUGGUCAGCCUUAGGAACCAAAUACUUCACAGUGUGUGCCUUAAUUUCACCUCUUUUACUUGUUUUUGUCCAAAAUGUUCUCACUAUUUCUGUUGGUCUCUUGCAGCAGUGAGGAUGCAUGCAGCAAUCAAGCUAAGGCAGACGUAUUUAAGAGCAUUUUUUUAACAUAUAUUUUUUAGGGCUUUCUUUGCCUUUUUUUUUAAUAGAGGAGGAUGGUGAUAGAGUUGGAAACAGGGAUGAGAGAGUAGGGGAGAACCACGCAGGAAAGCAGCCAUGGGCCUCCCUCGUACAUGGGAUGCCAUCUGCAACAAAAGUUAACGCAGAUGUAUCAAUUCUUUUGUGUAAUUUGUGUUAAAAAUAUCCUUUUAAACUUAUUUUAAGCCUCGUUCAACUGAAAAGUCCAAAUAAAUAUCUUAAUUUAAGGUGUAACACACAAAAAAGGUCUAAGUUGAUUUCAGCGUAAUCUGCAGUUAAAGAUUUUACAUUAGGAUGCAGAAUACGUUCAGAAUAUGUGGUUCCUCUGUUUUAAAUUAGUAGUCCAAGCUGUAUUGACCAAUCACGUAUCAUCAGGAUUUGGUACAAUGACGAACAGGCAGGACUUUUGCCACGCUGAUGACAGACCAGAUCCCAUUAAUGGCAUUCUAAUAAUGAUUUAACUCCAUUCAUUCCUUUAUAAAACAAACAUUCAAACUCAAUCUACAAAUAAAAAAGUGUAACUUGUAAAGUUGAAAUGAGAUGUGCUUACUAAAUUAGUGUGAAUAUCUUACUUCUAUACAGUCAACAAAUAUUUACCUAAACAGGUAGGUUUGGUUAUAAAUUAGGCAAAUACACAUGCUUUUGAGUUUUGCAGUGUGUAAAGCCAAGAUUAUGGUGGAUCAUCUUAUGGAUUCACACUCUGGAUUUUAAGACCCUUGGUUAGGAUUGAAGAAAUUUCCCCCCUGAGAAAAAAACAACAUUUCAGGAGAAGUAACAUAGGAAAGAUUCCUCUCCAAAGACAAGGAGCUGUUGUAGAUUCUGUGCAUAGACACAAGAAAGCUCCACUUACUCAAUUCUUAAACUGCCAGUAAUGGCCUCUCUGAUCUCUUGCAGCUGUGCUUUUGGCUCAUAACAAAGAGCUCACCCCUUUGUUUAGGCCGUAUUCCAUACAAGUGUCUCAUUUUAUUCUAAAACAGCAUAAAAUGUGCAAGAUGAAACUGUUGAGAAAGUCUUAAACUUGUAUCUUAUGGUUGUGUUUGUUUUGGUAGAGUGGGGCAUGCUGGGAGAGUUGCAAAAGUAGAAUCCAGCUGUCAGACAGAGAUAAUAUUCUGCUGGUGGAGAUAAGCGGUGACCUCGACAUGCUGAGGAGUUAAAGCCAUGAGAAAAAAACACUCCAGACAUUAGCAGAGACUGUAAAAGAAUUAGAUUCACUCCAACAUUCUUGAACAAUCUGCAACUACAGUUAACAGUGGUAAUGGUAGAGUGCAGACAAGAGUAUGAGAAAUCAACAAGGAAAGUUUUCAAACAACACUGCAGAGGUGACCUGAAGAUUUAUUUACACACCCUGAACAUGCCAAGAACAUGCUUAAGUUAAGCGAACGCAAUGUGUUGUUUACAUCGAUAUCUAGCAGAACUACUCUACUACUAACACAAACUGGAAUAUUUUACCUUCAACUCUCCUCUUUAAGUGCUUUUAUAUGAAAGGUUAACUCUUAAAAAUAAAGAGGCAAGUAUAAAUACAAGUCAUGGGAUUGGGGUAUUCUUUUUAACAUUUUUAUUAGAUAUGCAUAAUCUGACUUUGACAUUCACACUACAUUAUUUUACUGCUGAAAUAAUUCAUCUCUGCAAAAACAUCUUUAAACUUUUGCACCACUGACCUGUUCUGAUUGUUGAUAUAUGUUUAUGUUGUUGUACACCUCCGUUGUGUCUCUUCCUUGUUUGUGUAUUGUUUAUGUUGUAUUUCUGUAAAUAUUUCUAUCUGACCAAAACAAGCCCUAUAUUUGCCUGAAAACUAUUGGUGGAAGUGUUGUUGCACUGCUUUGUAUUAACUGUAUUACCAUGCAGUUUUUUGGGGGGGAAUUAAAAAUGUCUCAGAAUGAAAAUACUGUUGGUACAAUAUAAAAAUGAUUGUAAUAAAUCUUCCA